Molecule: messenger RNA, 1884 nt
Organism: Anneissia japonica
Lineage: Eukaryota; Metazoa; Echinodermata; Crinoidea; Comatulida; Comatulidae
Product: 45 kDa calcium-binding protein-like
Exons: 7
Coding region: 128-1168 (346 amino acids)
Biological process (GO): calcium-ion regulated exocytosis
Cellular component (GO): endoplasmic reticulum
Molecular function (GO): calcium ion binding
Source: RefSeq, a predicted model, not a curated record
CCGCCCUCUAUAUUUUUAGUCGUAUUUGGAUUUUUAUGCAAAAACAUAUUAAAAAUUGAACACGUUGUCCGUCCCUUUCUAGUAUCCUUAAAACCAACAAAUACAAUCAUCAGAAGACGAUUUCACAAUGGAAAUAAAAAUGCAGCAUUAUUUAGUUUUUCUGGUACUCAUAAUUGUAGCAACAGGGAGUCCUAUUAAGAAGCUCUUCCGAGGUAAACAACAAGAUACUGAAAAAGAUAAGCUCGAGAUUGAACCACCAGAUCAUAUAGAGGGCGUACAUAUGCAGCGGGAUGGUACCCUCAACAGAGAGUACCGCCAGGAAGUGUUCCUCGGCCCCGAUCAUGACCAUUUUGAGAAGUCUGAUGAUGGAACUGCCAAAAAAAUGCUGACCAAAGUAUUUCAUGAUGUUGACGACGACAAGGAUGGUAGCCUAACAGAAACUGAAUUAACAAAUUGGAUUUUUUCAAGAACUGAGGAACACUAUGCAAAAGCCAUCAAGAAAAAUAAGGAGAUAUUCCCAAAGGUUGACAAAGACGGUGAUGGCAUCAUACACUGGCCCGAGUAUCGUUUGCAGUUCUUGACAUCAAGAGGCUACACAAAAGAAGUGAUUGACAGGCUAGCGGAAGCCGAUGGACCAGAGGACAUCCUAAAGGAACAUGACGAGGAUGAUUACAUUUUGUAUCGAGACAGAUGGGCAAGAGCCGAUGAGAAUGGGGAUGAUAAUCUCGAUGAAAAAGAGUUUCUAGCGUUUCUUCAUCCAGAGCACUGUAAAGAUACCAUCAUGUCACUAGUAGAUGAAAUUCUUCAUGACAUGGACCAAGAUGAUGAUAAAACUUUAUCGUUAGCGGAGUUUGUCUCACUGCCUCUUGGACAUGAAGAUGUUCUAGAGAAAGAAACAGAGGAGGAUGAAUGGGUUAGAGAAAGAAGAAAAGAAUUUGAACAAAAUAUUGAUCUUAACAAAGAUGGAAAAGCUGAUGUUGACGAAUUAGGGAAAUAUAUGGACCCACGUAAUCGAAUACAUGCAGAGAGUGAAGCACGGAAUUUAAUCAUAAUGGCCGAUGACGACCAAAAUGAUAAAAUAUCACUGAAAGAAGUUCUAGACAACUACAGCCUCUUCAUUGGUAGCAAAUUGGUACAUUUUGAUUGGAAAGUUCACGAUGAGUUUUAAGCCACAUGGAAGCAAGCAUUUCUUUGUUAACACGUUGACUGCCAUGAACGAUGAGGGUGCCACGAUGAACCAAUGAGAACACUUGUUGAAAAUGAAGUACAGUGUAUUACGGUGUAUUACUAUUUGCUGGACCACAAAAUCCUGGCAAGCCAUUCAGUAAAAAUACAUACAUAAUAAUUUUUAAAUAAUCAAUUAUAUUCUUUUUUAAAUUGUAGUUUACGUGAGAAAGAUAGUCAUGUGGUGGCACCUUCCACAAUAAAAAAAACUUUACAAAAGUGUUAUAAACCAGAAACAGUAUAACUGCGUAUGGUUGGCUGUUCUAGAAUGUGAUACAGUAUUUUAAAAUUAAAGAUGCAGUAAGUUGCAUCCUGAUGAUGACAUAAUUAAUGUCGAAAUAUUGAACCCCAACACGAUGGCGUGCAUUUCAAUACUUGGAGUAUGUAUUAAUCAGUGGACCUUUCGGUUUCAGUAAGUUGUUAUUUAUUAUAAAAAUUGUUUGAUGAGUAAAGCUUGUAACUGGCUCUGGAAAAAUAAUUUUAAAAGUUGUUUCAUUGCCAGAGAAAAGUUUGCUCAACUGUCCUGUACUAUUUUCCCCAAAUUUAUUUUUAAUAAAUUUAUAAAGUUUCUUUAGAUUUAGGGUUGGUCAGAAAUGGGCCACGCAUGUUAUUUUUUAUUUUUUUUUUUUUGUUGGGUGGGGGGGGGGGGGUUGUUGGUAU